Messenger RNA from Quercus lobata, 2652 nucleotides. RefSeq names its product centromere protein C (gene CENP-C). Gene Ontology annotation, molecular function: centromeric DNA binding. The transcript is spliced from 11 exons. The record is from RefSeq and is a predicted model, not a curated record. Gene Ontology annotation, cellular component: kinetochore. Gene Ontology annotation, biological process: attachment of mitotic spindle microtubules to kinetochore; spindle attachment to meiosis I kinetochore; kinetochore assembly. Bases 159 to 2423 code for a protein of 754 amino acids. Lineage: Eukaryota; Viridiplantae; Streptophyta; Magnoliopsida; Fagales; Fagaceae.
CUGCGUAGGGCAUUAUGUGCAUAGUCUAUCAUCAUCUCAAACUCAAAAAGUCCAAAGCACACUCCCAAGCGAAACGAAAGACGAAAGUGCCCACUCCCGCUUACUUGUGUCAUUUUUGAAUUUUCCACUUCCCAAACACACCCUGACCACAAACAACAAUGGUAGCCGAGCCUCCGAGCUCCGAUUCGGCGGUGGAUCCGCUCUCAUCAUACUAUGGUCUCGCUCUCUUCCCCAACUCGUUCCGGGUCCAACCCGACCCGACCAAGUCAUGGGACUUCGACGCCGAUCUCGACUCCAUCCACAACCACCUCAAGUCCAUCGCCUUACGAAGUCCCAAUAAACUUCUAGAGCAGGCAAAAAUGGUUUUAGAUGGGAGUUCAGAACUUCUGAACUCAGAAAUUGCAAAUUUUCUGGCAUCUAAAGCGAAAAUAGAAACUGGUGUUGCGCUGGAUGAAGAAAGUCUCCCAGAAAGAAGGCCAGGCUUAGGCCGUAAGCGGGCUCGUUUUAGUUUAAAGCCUAGUCUUAGUCAGUCUGCUGUGAGUUUGGAAUCAAAUUUGGAUAUUGAUCAGCUAAAAGACCCAGAGGAAUUCUUCUUGGCCUAUGAACGAUUUGAAAAUGCCAAAAGAGAAAUACAGAAGCAGACUGGUAGAGUUUCAAUGAAUUUAGAACAGCACGAUCCUUCCACAACUGUACGACCACGUCGACCAGGGAUUCUAGGGCGGUCGGUUAGAUACAAGCAUCGCUAUUCAUCGGUGAUUUCUGAAAAUAAAGAGAAUGUCAUAUCUUCUCAGGAGCCAUUUGAAUCAGGCAUCGUCAUCCCAAUUGAUGACAUGCCGCAACACGAAACUGAUCAAAAUGUAGUGUCACGUGAGAGUGAAUUAGCUGGUUCAAUGGACAAGUUAGAGAAAAAUGUUAAUGAAAUCUUGGAUGAGUUACUAUCUGGUAAUUUUGAAGAUUUGGAAGGGAAUGGAACAAUCAGUAUUUUACAGAAGCGCUUGCAGAUCAAACCCAUUGAUCUAGAGAAUCUAAGUCUCCCAGAGUUGCAAGGUGCCCAAAAGAUAAAUUUGAAUCCGUCAAGAGGAAACAUAACAAAGCCUCGGAAGGCUUUAUCGGACAUAGAUAAUCUGUUAAAAAAGAUUAGCAGUAAAACACCUGAGAAGCUUACAAAGGAGGCAGAAAACUCUGUUAAUCAUAUAGCUUCACCCACACCCCCAAGAAGUCCGUUUGCUCCAUUCCCAUCAUUACAGAAGCAUAUUGUGCAGUCAAUGCCAUCAAACGAUCCAUUUUCCAUUCUUGAUUUUGAUGACUCACAAGGGAUAACCCCCUCUCUGAUGGAAUCUCGUAAAGAGUCUGAUCUUUAUGAUUCAGGAAAGCAGUUGAGCAAUUUUGAUGGGUUGAAAUCACCUUUAAUUGAGGAAGAUGGCACUGCAGUUGCUAAGACAGGUUCACCUGAGGCAGUUAUUGGGGAUUUUACAAAUUCGGAAGCAAUUGUGCAUGAUAAUUCAAGUAAAGUUUCUGUUGGUGUUGACGUUGGCUCCAGUGGAACUCAUGUUGACAUGGAGGAUAAUGUUAGAGGCUGUAAUAUGGAUAUUGAUCUAGAUGAGCAGUUGAGCAAUUGUGACAAGUUGAAAUCACCUUUAAUUGAGGAAGUUGACACUACAGUUGCUAAGACAGCUUCACCUGAGGCAGUUAUUGGGGAUUUUACUUAUGCGGAAGCAAUUGUGCAUGAUAAUCCAAGUAAAGUUUCUGUUGGUGUUGAUGUUGGCUCCAGUGGAACUCAUGUUGACAUGGAGGAUAAUGUUAGAAGCUGUAAUAAGGAUAAUGAUCUAGAUGUGCAGUUGAGUUGUCAUGAUGCUGAUAUGACUGCUCAGACAAAUGGACCCAAUAACUUGGAGGAUAAGGUGGAAGACAUGCUGCAGGAACCAGUGGAGGCAGUGGCUUCUCCCCAGCCUGAUCUGAACAUGGCAGAUGCAACUGAGGAAAUCUUGAAUGACAUUCAGAGCAUGUUGGAUCAGUCAAGUCCUGCUGUUGUUGAAGAACAUGCAGUGCAUCAACUCUCUAAAUCCCCAGGCGAUGUUCCAGAACAGCAUUUAGAGGAAUGUACCGAGGAAUCAUUGAAUGAGCAAAACAAAGCAACACCACCACGUCCACGCAAGAGAAAAGAAAAGCCUUGCAGGAAAAGCCUUGCAGGAGCUGGUUUAUUGUGGGAACAUGGGGUAAGGCGAAGCACCAGGAUCAGGACAAGACCUUUGGAGUAUUGGAAAGGUGAAAGAUUAUUAUAUGGACGCAUCCAUCAGAGUCUGACAACAGUUAUUGGGUUAAAGUAUGUUUCACCAUCAAAGGAAGAUGGACAACCUGCUUUGAAGGUGAAAUCUUUCGUAUCUGAUGAAUACAAAGAGCUUGUUGAAUUGGCAGCUCUAUAAUUUCAAGAAAUAUUAGGUACCCCAAUGAGUUUUCAUAUAUGUUUGUAGUUUGAUGCCUUCCUUUUGUACUUGGUCUUUAAGAAGCGGAGAGGAGGGUUGUCCUGUAACUAGUUAUUCAGUUCCAAUGGUGGUCUAAACAAUUAAAAAAAAAAAAAAAAUUAAAAAAAAGGUGGUCUAGUGGUGGUAAACAAUCAUAGUAUCGUAUGCUUCUCAUCAAAGACAGCUUCUA